UCCCAGCCGGCAGAUGGGCCUGUUCAAUGCAGACUUUGGCUGACCCAUCCGUCAACAUCGUGCCUCUCAACCUCCGCCAAGCCAUCCGAAGAGUAGUGCCGCAGACCAAAAAUGCCGGUCAUGACAGAGCCCACCCACUCCGCCCAGUCUUUCUGUCUGUCUCUGGGAGACACGUAUGUUGACUAGACACCUGUCGCCAGUGCUUGAGAUGUAGCUGCGAGUCUG
Ilyonectria robusta is the source of this 225-nucleotide messenger RNA. RefSeq lists its product as uncharacterized. The transcript has a single exon. The record is from RefSeq and is a predicted model, not a curated record. NCBI's taxonomy places the organism in Eukaryota, Fungi, Ascomycota, Sordariomycetes, Hypocreales, Nectriaceae. Bases 27 to 182 code for a protein of 51 amino acids.